UAUUAGCAAGUGGAGUAUACAACAUUGUAUUUACUUUUUCAAGAUGACAGUUUUGAAGAAGUACCUUUAUAUCUGUUUAACACAUUUGGUAAUGUUGAAGACAGUGAUAUGUGGCACAGUUGAAACUGUCAAAACUAAUUUAGAAGUUCCAGUUAAUCAAACUGCGCAAUUGAAGUGGAGAGUUGUCCCUGAUUUAGGGGAAGAAAUAUCUACGGCAGAGGUUUUUGUUCUUGGAUCACCCAAUGUUCAAAUAAUCAACUUUGUAUCAACCCUCACAACUGCUGGUGAAGAAAGGUUUGGUAAUAGAUUAUCUGGAAGCUUGACAAAUGGUAUAUAUACACUAUCUAUCAAAAAAAUCGAGUUCAAUGAAAAGAAGUCUUAUAACUUGAAAGUUGUAUUCUACAAUGCACCAGAAUAUUAUCCAAAAAAUUCAACAGUGGUUAUAAAAGAAGUUGUAGGUGGCCCUGAAGCUUGUGGGAUUACACUAAAUACAAGUUAUGCUGUAAACGAGGGUAAACAGUUAUCUGUUACCACCGAAGUUUGUGGAAAUCCAAAACCUGUUUUAACUUGGAAAUUACAAAAAGAAUUAGAGUAUUCAUACUCUACCGCAGUUGCGCCAGUGAAUAUCUCAAUCAUGCGAUACAGAUAUGUUUAUAAAACUCGACGUUUCGUGACACGUGAAGAUUGUGGUACAAAGCUAGUUUUCAAUGCGACUGGUACGAAUGGAAUGAUCAAGGGAGAGACACUAAUAGAUGUAACAUUUUCGCCUCGAAAAUUACAAAAUGCAAUAUUUUACAAAGAUAAUGAUUGUAUAAAUGGUAUAUGGACACGUGAAGCAACUGGAAAUUGUGUGCUUAACUAUCAUUUACAAUUUGAAGGAGGAAAAUAUAUUUUUAAUACAAGUGAUACAUACUACGCUGUGUGUAAUGUAUUAAGUGCUUCAUAUGUAUUUAUUUGGGCGUCAUACAAAAACAAAUACGGCGAGAAGAUAAAAAUCAAUGCUAGUUUAACAACUCCUGGACCUACAAAUGCUACCGAUCCUUGCACAUGUCCAAAACUGUUGGAAGUCAAAAGAUUGGAUACGAAGAAAUUAGUUUUAGCAAUAAUUAUAGCGUUUGUGGUCACGCAAGUAGCCAAUAUAUGCAUUUAUGGAGUUGUGAAGUACAGAGGUGCUGAGACUAACUGCAAAAAUAAGCAAAGCGCAAAAAACGACGACAAAAACGAAGAUAGACAAGAGUACGAAGUAUUUCCUACAACUGAAUCUCAUUAUACAGGUCUUCAAUUGGAAGCAAGAAAAGAAAUUGUUUAUGCCGAUUUGUCACCACCAACAGUCAAUAACUAUUCGGAAAUUGGAACAGAAAAAAGGUCAAAACAAUUUUAGCACACUGUGUUUUUCUGUAGAAGCACAUUUCCACGUCUUUUUUAAAGAAGCUUUACGUCCUUUUCGUCAACAAAGGCACCGAUUCCUGUCCAAUUUUAUUGAUCUUCUUGAUGCAAGAAGAGAAUAAAUAAAUUAUCAUCAGAAGAGUUAACGUAACUCUAAAAAGAUAUAUGGACGUUUUAUUGUCAUUAUAGCCUAGUUUGACUAUUUUAAAGUUGCUGCUACAUUUUGUAUGUAUGGCGUAACCUCAAAUUGAUCUAUUUCAGAUAUUUCGCAAAGCAUUUUUUUUCGCGAAUUGACCAUUCUUAGAUUUCUUGGAAAUAUUUCUUUUUGCAAUUCUAGCACUUUUUUAAAGUUAAUUCUAAUUAUUAAGAUUAUGACGGUCCUUAAAUCGGCUCCAAAACGAGAUUAUCAUUGCUACUAAGAUAUUCGCGAAAUGUUCAAGAAAUCAGAAGAACCUAAUACAGAUAUUUUAUCGACAAGGUAUGAGAAAAAACAGAAAACAUAAUCUGGUUUAAAAAGAAUUUGCCGCAUAAACUUUUGCAAAUAUAGGUAACAAUUGCAAUAUUGGCUAUAAUUCCCGUAUACACCUAUCAAUUUAAUCCUAAUCGAUCCGGGGUUUUUUGAACUUAUUAUAUCCGAGACUAGUUUGUACUAGAUCUUGAACGGUAGAAAAAGAAAGAAAGAAUCAAAGAAAAAUUGUUCAUUCUUGAUUACAUUUUACUUUUAUUAUUUUUUUCAAUUUUUGAAAAAUUCCGAUAUCUUUGUCUAAUUCGAAUUUUCAGCCUUCAAACCUGAAAAUUCGAACAAGAGAGACUUUAUACUAUUCGAAUCUCUCUAUAAUUCGGACAAAACCUUUUUCCCCUCGGGAUUCGAAUUAGAGAAGGUCAACCGGGUUAACCCUAUUCGGUCGGGGGGGGGACGGAUUCCGCCCCCCGGCCGCUGACGGUUUUUCUUAAUAACUCCUGACUGCUUUGUUACAUAUCUAUGAUACUUACUGAGUUUCAAUAUUUAUCUACUAGCCGAAUUCCUGUGGAAGAAUCCACUGAAUCUUUUAUUGAGUUCUUUUCAGGGUGCCAAAUAAAAACAUAGAACUCAGUAAUUUGAAUUUUCAAAACUCACAUUUUAAUAUCGACGCCGCGCUCUUUGUCUCUUUUAUAACGGGAUGGCAAAAAGAGAAAAACGCCCUGGGAUCGAGGUUGCUCACAAUCCGCCUUAUUUUAUGUUUAUAACCGCUGAAAGAAAUCGUCUAAAAAUAUAAGCAUGUGCAACAAAAACAUAUGUCCAAAAAAAGCCAUUCCAGAAAUACACCAGGGGAAAAAAGGAUACCAAACAUUGAAAAAAUCCAACAUUUUUCAAAGUCAUACAAAAUCAGCUGUUUAGUCUAUUGCAAACGGCAAACCUUCCAAAGUUAUACUCAAAAUACAAGAAAUUAAUAGUUGAAAACACAAAGAGAAAUAUAAAAACUUGAAUUAUUUAGUAUGUUGUAUA
Messenger RNA from Hydractinia symbiolongicarpus, 2872 nucleotides. RefSeq lists its product as uncharacterized. NCBI's taxonomy places the organism in Eukaryota, Metazoa, Cnidaria, Hydrozoa, Anthoathecata, Hydractiniidae. The coding region runs from base 44 to 1381 and encodes 445 amino acids. The record is from RefSeq and is a predicted model, not a curated record. The transcript is spliced from 6 exons.